UAGCUCUUUCCUAAACUUGAUUAUGAUUUACGUAAAUUUAGGUAUGGGAUUAGCCGAGCUCAUAGAAAAACGAAAAUCUAACCCAAGACUUGGUAGGCAGCCCAUGGACACCGACUUAGUUAGACAUUAUGACAGGCAAAGACACCUUGAACUGGCAAUCCGUAGGAGUGACACAUAUGCGUAUGAUAGGGUUAGGAUGAACCGAACCCUAUUCAACUCUUUCUGUCACCUUCUUAUUACUGUAGGAGGAUUGAAAAGAACUAGGAAUGUUGACAUAGAUGAGAUGGUUUACACCUUUCUUCGCACUAUUUCUCACAACGAGAAGAACAGAACUUUAAUACUCAAUUUGCGACGAUCGGGAGAGACCAUUUCUCGCUCUAUACAUCGGGUGCUAAGGGCUGUCAUUCGCCUAAAUGAUAUGUUAAUGAAGAAGCCUGUCCCGAUUCCUGAAAACUCUACCGAUAGUAGAUGGAAAUAUUUCAAGAGUUUUUUAGGAGCCCUAGAUGGUACUCAUGUACGUGUUCGUCCAUUGAAAGAGGACCGAUCUAGAUAUCGAGACAGAGAAGGGAAACUUUCUAUGAAUGUGUUGGGGGUGUGCACUCCAAAUUUGGAGUUCAUCUACUGUCUUUCCGGGUGGGAAGGUUCUGCCCAUGAUGGAAGGGUCUUACGAGAUGCCUUGACAAGGCAAAAUUGUUUUACUGUCCAACAAGGCUGUUACUAUCUUUGUGAUGCUGGUUAUGCAAAUAGUCCUGGAUUUUUGACCCCAUACCGUGGUCAAAGGUACCACCUCAAAGAAUGGGGUGUUAAUCCACCUGAAACUGCCGAAGAGUUCUAUAAUAUGAAGCAUUCAUCAGCUAGGAAUGUCAUAGAACGCAUUUUUGGGAUUUUAAAAAUGCGAUGGGCUAUUCUAAGAGACUCAUCAUGGUUCACUCCGCGUGAGGUUGCUCGAAUUGUGGUUGCAUGUUGCAUUAUACACAACUUCAUCAAGAGGGAACAAGGAGCCGAUCAAUUUGAGAGAACAUAUCAAGAUGAAGAACCGGAACAUCAUCCUUCAACUGGGGUUGAGACAGUUGAUACUUGCAGCAUGCAUCCUUGUCCGGAAUGGACACAAUAUAGGAACCAAAUAGCAAUUUCCAUGUGGGAAAAUAGGCCUAAUAGAUGAAAAAGUCCCCUAUUAAUGUGAUGUUUCUGUGACCUUAAUUAUGUACUGAAGUUUGUAUGGUAUGGUCCUUGUUUAUGGUUAUUGAAGUUUGUACUUAAAUAUGUGAAUGUUGGAUGUUCUUUCUGUUACUAUCUUGGAGGGGAUGUUCUUUACUAGGUGAUUGCAACAUAUUUUUCAUUAUACAUACAACUUACACUUUUGUCUAGUAGGUAUGGGAAAGAAGAGGAAAGUUGUAGACAAUGCUGGUGGUCCUUCACGGGAGUAUAAUGUGUGGGAUUCCAAACACGACGAGCCUUUUCUGCAGUGUUUAUUGGAACUAACUGAGAAAGGGCAGAUUAGUGACGGCACAUGCAAGAAUGGUGCAUACAAGGAACUAGAACGUAUGAUGGAAGCCAAAGUGCCUGGUUGUGGAGUGAAGUCGAAACCCACGAUUCUGAAUAAGUUCAAGAAGUGGAAACAGAAGUAUCAUGCCACCGUUGAGAUGCGUUUGGUAAGCGGGUGGGGUUGGGACCCUAUACGCUGCCAUAUAUUGGCUGAUGACAAGUCCUUUGAUGACUAUGUGAAGGUCCAUACACACUGCAAGGGAAUGAACAAAAAACCAUUUCCACAAUUUUGGGCACUCGAGCCAGUGUUUGCCAAAGGUCGUGCUAAUGGUGAAACUGGGUUCACCGGGAAUGAUGGAAACUCGUCCAAUACUAGCGCUGAAGGUGAAGAGCCGCAACCCGAAUGCUUUGAGGAGUCUGUCCCUUUUCAUGUCGAGGACUUCAACAUUGACACUACAGAGGAAGUAAUGGCGGAUAUCAUAAAUGAAGGGGUUGAAGCUCGUAACUGCAGCAAGAGGAAGCACUCAUCAAAGCCUAAUUCGACAAAAAAGAAGAAGAAAGGGCAAGCCGAUGAUAGUACCUCUGAAGUUGCAGCUGAGAUGAGAGAGAUGAGGCCACUCAUAGACCGAUCAGCUGAGACGAUUGCUCGCGCUUUGGGUGAGAGAGAGUUGCAGAACAGUAUGCGACUCGAUUUGAUGAAGAAUUUAGAGAAGCUAGAGGGUCUUACCAGGUCUCAAAUGGUACUUGCUUGCAGAAGGCUUAACAACAGUCUGGGAGACUUGAAGACCUUCUAUAAUAUGGAAACAGAUGAGGACAAGAUGACCCUUGUGCUUGAUAUUCUGUCUAUGUGAAGAUGUGGUUUGCUUGUCUUAGGAUUAGUGAUGUCUUUGUCCAGUUUGCAAAGAGUCUUUUGCCUAUGUAUCUGUCAUUAUAAAGCACUUGUAAUGACAGUCUUUGCAAACCUAUGACAAGCAUCUAUUUUGUGAAGUGCUAGAUGGUUUAGAAAACAGAAACUUAUGGUAGAUAUGGUGUAAAUGGAAUGGAAAUGCAUAUAUUUAUAUAAAUUGCAGCUUGUGUUUUUCUUUUUUAGGGAUUGUUGCUUUACUCUGUUGGCAUACGUAUGAAUCUUUCUAGGAUUGUAGCCCCCAGUUUGGCUUACUGUAAAUGAAUGAUGAAUGGAGGUAGAAACAAAAUAUUGAGGAGAAGAUGGAGAAACAGAAGCUAGAACACACUUUUGUUGGGAACUCUCGAUGAACAAGUGUAUGAAGGGAUCAAUUGUGUGCUUUAAUUUUUUUACAUCUUUACAAAGGGUAGUUUGGUAUUUUCUAAGUUUGUGUACCAAAUAGCACAUCACAAAAUAACACAUCUCUAAUCCUUCCCAAACAUGAUAUUUGGAACAAAUAUCAUAUACCAAAUAACAAGUAUUUGACUAUGUGGUAUUUGCU
Molecule: messenger RNA, 2930 nt
Organism: Linum tenue
Lineage: Eukaryota; Viridiplantae; Streptophyta; Magnoliopsida; Malpighiales; Linaceae
Source: the annotation of a GenBank genome assembly